Molecule: messenger RNA, 1321 nt
Organism: Kogia breviceps (pygmy sperm whale)
Lineage: Eukaryota; Metazoa; Chordata; Mammalia; Artiodactyla; Physeteridae
Source: RefSeq, a predicted model, not a curated record
UUUGUCCUGCACCACCCCCUCCCCAUCCCAGGUGCUCUGACAGCCUCUGCAUCACGGUGCGAACAGACGACAAGUGCUGAAAGGGUUUGUGUUCUCGCCACAGAAGAGCAGCCAGAGCGCUUGGUUUACUGCGUGGCUGGCAGGGCCCUCUGGGCCUCGCCAUGCCUGUGCUGAGGCCCGGGACCGUCUGCACGGGUGUCCUUGGAAGGGCCCUGCCAGUGCUCCUGGACACCAGGCCUCUCUGCACCCACCCAGUGCCCGCAUCCAGGUCCCUGCCCGCCUGCCCCACUGCAGUGGGAGCCCGGCCCCUCCUGCCCUCCAGGGCUGGUCUGGGCCCUGAGAGCACACGCCUGCCCAGGGAUCCUUCGGGGUGCUGCAGACCGAGGACCCGGCAAGCGCCAGCAGGAGCUCUUCUGACCCAGGCUCUCUUCUCAUGCACAUGCAGCCAGCCCGAGUUCCGAGCUGUGCCCACUCUCUGGAGCUUAGGUCCUUUGCUGGAAGGUGCUGGCGGGUGUUGGAAAUCUUCCUUACGAUAUUUAAGACGUGUGGACUUGGAAGAACAAAGCGAAAAGCACCCACAUAGAUGUCUCCGGGGCUGCCUCCCCACCUGCCAGCCCGUGCUCUCUUCACCUCGCUGAGCUUCUGGAAGACAGGGUCCUGGCUUCCCAUGCUGCCUCGUCGCCUGCCCAGGUGCGUGUGGCACCCAUGGCGCUGGGGAGCGGACCAGGGGCUGCAGCCGCCCUGUCACACUCUCAGAAGCCGAAUGCCCGCAUCCGUGUGGAGGUUCAAACCGGCAGCCGCUCCUGGACCAGGACGUUUCUCAGUGACUCAGCAGGUUCGUGUGCCUGCCCCGUCUGCGUGUGCCCUGGGCUCGGACAGUUGUGAAUCACCCGCUUGCCUCUUGAUUUGCGUCAAUCAAACCACAUGUGAAGAAAGCAGCUGCGAGCGAGGCUUUGCUGGCAGCUGGGCAUCCAGCGUGGGGACACUGGCCAGGGACGGCCUCAGGGGGCCGCCCGCCCCGGCCCUGUGGUCACCCCCCCCCCCGCCCCCCCCCGGCCCCUUCCCCGCAGUGGUGAUCGGGCUCUCUCUGCUCUUUGCUGGUUUCCUCCUGGUGAUCCUGCGGCCGCGGGAGAGGGUCACGCUUCCGAGAAUGUUGACAGUUCCAGGGAGAGCCACGGCCUCUUCUUUGUCACAGAAUGAUUUUAGCACGCGGCUCUUUGAAAAGAUUCCUCGUAAGAAAGGCUUAAUUGAAAAGAGCUGUUUUAUGUAUAACUGGAUCACUUUGCUGUAUACCUAACGUGCCAUAGUAAAUCAACUCUAC